This is a messenger RNA of Chinchilla lanigera (long-tailed chinchilla), 2974 nucleotides long. RefSeq names its product disintegrin and metalloproteinase domain-containing protein 1b-like. Bases 43 to 2436 code for a protein of 797 amino acids. Gene Ontology annotation, cellular component: external side of plasma membrane; sperm head plasma membrane; plasma membrane. The record is from RefSeq and is a predicted model, not a curated record. The transcript has 2 exons. Gene Ontology annotation, biological process: proteolysis; binding of sperm to zona pellucida; male gonad development. Gene Ontology annotation, molecular function: metalloendopeptidase activity. NCBI's taxonomy places the organism in Eukaryota, Metazoa, Chordata, Mammalia, Rodentia, Chinchillidae.
AGACUCCACAGCGUCAACGGAUUCACGAGAAGCACAUCAGCGAUGGCCUCAGUGAGAAACGCUAUGUCCUUCUCAUUUUCUCUACAGAAAGCCCAGGUGGUUUUGUAUGUGGCUAGGCGUCUGUUUCAGACUUGGAUUGCCCUGAUGGUGGCCCUCAGGCUGGGGCUAGUGCCAGGACAUUCAGGUGUCAGGCUGGUGACCAUGUUGCUCUCUGGGAUAGCUCUUCUCCCAAGUAUCCACUGUCACCUGGGACCAGGACAUUACUCUUCCUAUGAAAUAGUCAUCCCCAAGAGUCUGGCAGUCAAGGGAAGUGAAGCCCCAGGGGAAAAGAUAUCUUAUACGCUACUUAUGCAAGGCCAGCAGCAGCUGGUUCACCUGAAGGUAAAGAGAGACUAUUUUGUGGAGGAUUUUCCAGUCUAUAGUUACCACAAUGGCAUCCUGGAGCAAGAAACACCUUCCAUCUCACAUGACUGUCACUAUGAAGGCCACAUAGAAGGAGCGCCAGGUUCAUUUGUGUCUGUCAAUACCUGUUCAGGUCUCAGGGGCAUCCUGAUCAAGGAGAACACAUCCUAUGGCAUUGAGCCCAUACUCUCUUCCAAACAGUUCGAACAUGCGUUAUACACCAUGGCACGUCAAGCUCGAGUCUCCUGUAGUGUCUCUGCCAGAGACAGUCAAGCGGUGUCCACCAGCUGGCAGCAGGGGAGCAGGAAGCCUCCCAAUCUACAGGCCCUGUCCUACUUGUGGUCACACACCAAGUAUGUGGAGAUGUUUGUUGUGGUCAACAACCAGCGGUUCCAGAUGUGGGGCAGCGAUGUCAAGGAGACAGUGCAGAGAGUGGUGGGCAUCGUUGCUCUGGCCAACACCUUUACUCGAGGAAUAAACACAGAGGUGGUGCUGGCUGGGAUGGAAAUUUGGACCGAGGGGGAUCUGACAGAGGUCCCAGUGGACCUGCGAGUUACACUCAGGAACUUCAAUCGCUGGAGACAAGAGGAGCUCUUCCCUCGUGUGAGGCACGAUGUCGCCCACUUGAUCGUUGGGCAUCCUCCUGGCGAGACCUCGGGUCGGGCAUUUCUCAACGGAGCCUGUUCAAGUGGUUUUGCAGCGGCUGUCGAAGUUUUCCAUCACGAAGAUGCCCUCCUGUCUGCAGCGCUCAUGGCCCACCAGCUUGGGCACAACCUGGGCAUUCAGCAUGACCACUCAGACUGCGUUUGUAGAGAUAAGCACUUCUGCCUCAUGCAGGAAAACAUCACUAAAGAAAGUGGCUUUAGCAACUGUAGCUCUGACUACUUCUACCAUUUCCUUCACGAACACAGAGGGGCCUGCCUAUUUAACAAGCCGUGGCACACAGGCCGCAGGCGUAGGGAUGCCAGUUGUGGGGAUGGUGUGGUGGAGGCUCCGGAGCAGUGUGACUGUGCUCCUGACUGUACAUGCUGUGAUGAUGAAUGUAAUAUGGCAGCCCCGGGCCAGUUGUGCCGUGGUGCUAUGGGACCAUGUGACCUCCCUGAGUACUGUACUGGCAGUUCUGCAACAUGCCCUGCAGAUAGACAUAAGCAAGAUGGCACACCGUGCCAUGAGGAUAACUACUGUGUGAGUGCUAAAUGCACGGACCCUACUAUUCAAUGCGAAAUCGCUUUUGGGUCUGGUUCAAAAGCUGCCUCAGAAAGUUGUUACACUAAACUGAACGUCGAAGGGAAUCUAUUUGGAAACUGUGGCCAGUCUGGUUCCACCUAUGUUAGCUGUACAGAUAAUAAUGCAAAGUGUGGGAAACUCAUAUGUACAGGUAUUACUUCAUUGCCUUCAAUAAAAUAUGCAUUGGCUCAGGUCCCACACGAAAAUGACUGGUGCUGGGUCAUGGGUAGCUCUUCAGGUGAUACCUCCAUGGAAGCAACUGUGUCAAAGGGCACUCCUUGUGCUCCAAGCAAAUUCUGUGUGAACUUUGAGUGUACUGAUUUCCAAGUUGGGACUUUAAACUGCAGUGCAACUGACACAUGUAAUGAGAAGGGAGUUUGCAAUGAUUAUGGGAACUGCCACUGUGAAGAUGGUUUUGCUCCCCCUGAUUGCAUAUCAGAAGGAAAUGGAGGUAGUAUAGACAGUGGUCCUCCUACUAAGCCAACUGAUGACCUUGAGAAUGAAGCAAAGAAAAAAUCAAAUUUAUCAUUACUUAUCCUCAUAAUUUUGGGAAUACUAGUAUUACUUGUAAUUAUUUUUCUUCUCGCCUCUCGUAAACCUGCUGAACCAGAAGAAGCUCCUCCACCAAAGGCUCCACCAGAAGAAGAAGAAGCUCCCCCAGAAGAGGCUCCACCAGAAGAAGAAGCUCCCCCAGAAGAGGCUCCACCAGAAGAAGAAGCUCCCCCAGAAGAGGGGGAAGCAGAGGAAGAGGAGGAGGAGGCGGAGGCGGAGGCGGUGGCGGAAGAAGAGGAAGAGGAGGAUGAUUAGAGGAUAAGUGUGAAAGGGCAAAGCCAAACACAUCUAACUCCUCAACUGCUGACUAGGAAUGAGAAACUCAGGGAAGCAAAAGUUAAGUGGGAAUUGAUGGCUCCAAUGGCCCUGUAGUCUAAAAAUAUACUAUUAUGCGAGGAGAUAUUCCUCCAUAUUUAUUACUCAUUUUAGUAAAUAAGUUCUUGUUUACUUAAUAUAUUAAAUAUUUUAGUACUUUUUCUUUUUCAUAUUUCAUUUAAACUCAUCACAUGCAUUUUUGGACAUUAAUGUCUUUAUGUCUUCGGGCCUAUUUUUUUCAGUCACCAGAAACUAUUUCUCAGGACAUGCUAUCUUCUGCGUAAAUUGUCUGACAUGUAGUAGUAUUUGUUCUUGAAUUUAUUACUAUCUAUGGGGUUUUCAUCUCUUAUGGCAAAAAUCUAUUUUGUAAGGACAACUGUUCAUGUGACUGAUUGUUCUAACUUGGCCUAUUAAGUGUGCAUUCCUUGAGAGAGGAGUUUUAAAAUCCGAAAAUAAAACUGUAUUCAAGUUAGACAUG